AUGGCCAGUACUCGUGAUUCCCACUCCUAUGCUUGUGAUGAGUGCCGUCUGCGGAAGUCUAAGUGCUCAAAGGAGAAGCCGAUAUGCGCACAAUGCAAACAACUCAAUAAAGAAUGCAAUUACAGCCCGAAGGUCACCAGAAGUCCUCUGACACGGCAGCAUCUGACUUAUGUGGAGGACCGCUUGCAGGCGUUUGAAACGGCCUUAACAAGAUUAUUCCCGGGAGGCGACUUGGAUGCUACCGUUCGCUCUCUCUUGCACGAUCAGGAGGGACCAAAGCCCGGUUCCUCGUCCAAGUCUUCAUCCAGGCAUUCCACCCCAGCCAAAGCUGAGCCGGACCGGGCUGAACCAGCCCCGGAAGCGCUGCCGCAGCAGGCCGAUGGAUUUGACUGGGUCGAGAACAAGAUUACAGUUGGCGACCUGACUGAUGGCAUGGCAGCUUUGUCUAUCAAGCCUGAAGGAACCGGGUACUUCGGCGCGUCCUCAAGUGUUGUGCCGCUUCGAGCGUUACUUAAGCAUGGGUUUGACCUCAACAUUCCUUCUAGGUCGACAAAGUCGAGUUAUGGGGUGGAAAGAGUACCUCUGAAGGCCCAGCUACUCAGUACUGCGCCUUCCGGUCUCAUUGAGCAAGCUUUUAUGGAUGCCUUCUUUCUGAAUUAUCAUACCAGCUACCCUUUCAUCCACGAGGGUACAUUUCGGGCGCAAUUCCACGAGCAAAUCCCACGACCACACGGUCAAGCAUGGCAGAUCCUAUUGAACACCAUAUUAGCCCUAGGCGCAUGGAGCAUCGGCGACGAUAACUCAGACCUGGAUAUUACUUUCUACCAAGAGGCGAGAAGCCAUUUGCAGCAGGUGUCCGUGUUCGAAACCGGAAACCUUACUCUUGUUCAGGCAUUGCUACUUUUGAGUAACUAUGCGCAGAAACGAAACAAACCCAAUACCGGCUGGAACUUUCUCGGGUUGGCGGUUAGGAUGGCUAUGAGCUUGGGCCUCCAUAAAGAGUUCCCUGGUUGGAAGAUAAGCCUUCUUCAGCGUGAGGUCAGGAGACGUCUGUGGUGGGGUGUCUAUAUAUUCGAUAGUGGUGCGGCUAAAACUUUCGGCCGGCCAAUUCUUUUGCCUGAAGAUAGUGUCAUGGAUGCGAAGCAUGUUCUCAAUAUUCAUGACGAGGCUCUGACGUCCAUCACAACUACUCUACCUCCCGAAGUCAACGAGCCAACCCUCUAUUCAGGGUUGAUCGCACAGGCCAGGUUUCAUCUACUCACCAACAGUGUCUACCAGCGUCUCAUCUCGGGCCCGAGUUUGACACCCGAAGAAACUCUAGGCCUCCAAAAGCCAAUGGAUGAAUGGUACAACGGCCUUCCCGAUUACUUCAAGCAACCACCUACGCCCGUGUCAGACGCGUUUGCUCUUGUCCGCAAUCGUUUGAUGUGGCGCGACUGGAACCUGCGAAUUCUUUUAUACCGACCCAUUCUUCUUCGCUGGGCCUCGCGCCGGUGGACACCAAACUCAGCUCCUGAACCCGAGGAUCCUCUCGAAGCAGAUUGUAGAAUGCUUUGUCUUCGAAAUGCACGAUUAUCAAUAGCAUCAAUCGCGGACUUCGUGAACAACCACGUCUGCACAAGAAUAGGCGCAUGGUACAUGUUAUAUUUCCUGUUCCAGGCCGGUCUAAUUCCAAUCAUCCUGCUUAUGACCGAUCCAACAAGUACAGAGGCCCCCAGCUGGCUGCAGGAGAUUGAAGCCACCAAGAAGCUCCUCGUACACCCGUCGCUUAGCAACAACCGUCUUGCGACCCGUUGUCUGGAAGUUGUCAACCGACUCUGUUCGCCUGCAUAUACAAGCGCCGCUACCGAUAGAACUGCGGGACCGCCCAUGUUGAUGCCGUUUGCCGAUCAGCUUUUCAAUGACCCGGCAUUUGGUAGCUUGUUUCCAGAUGUGGACCAAGAGCUGAACCUGAGUGGCAUGGAUUUCUCCGAAUGGGUGAACUUUACACCGCAGCACGAUUUUGUUUGA
This is a messenger RNA of Aspergillus ibericus CBS 121593, 2010 nucleotides long. Its product is annotated as putative C6 transcription factor (Gal4). Gene Ontology annotation, cellular component: nucleus. Gene Ontology annotation, molecular function: zinc ion binding; DNA-binding transcription factor activity, RNA polymerase II-specific; RNA polymerase II cis-regulatory region sequence-specific DNA binding. The record is from RefSeq and is a predicted model, not a curated record. Lineage: Eukaryota; Fungi; Ascomycota; Eurotiomycetes; Eurotiales; Aspergillaceae. The coding region runs from base 1 to 2010 and encodes 669 amino acids. The transcript is spliced from 7 exons. Gene Ontology annotation, biological process: DNA-templated transcription; positive regulation of transcription from RNA polymerase II promoter by galactose.